This is a messenger RNA of Hevea brasiliensis (rubber tree), 867 nucleotides long. RefSeq lists its product as uncharacterized. NCBI's taxonomy places the organism in Eukaryota, Viridiplantae, Streptophyta, Magnoliopsida, Malpighiales, Euphorbiaceae. The coding region runs from base 1 to 591 and encodes 196 amino acids. The transcript is spliced from 3 exons. The record is from RefSeq and is a predicted model, not a curated record.
AUGCGUUUGACAAUGGUGGGAAGUACUGUAAUAUUGACCUACUUCGGAAGUGGGUCUGGCAGUCCACCUGUCCAGCCUGAAAAUGUAGUACCAGUCGCCGGUGGAAUUUCUGAGAAACAAGAACACCUACGCAAAGCCAAUAACACCAAGAUACCGUACAAAAGGGGUGGGGGGGCAUGGUUCCGACUAGUAGCUCGUCAAGCAUUCGUGGUCGGUAACCAGUGGCUCCGAAAGAGAGGAGGGGGAUGCAUGCAAAUCGCGCUAAUUUUGCUGGCAUUUCUUCAAGGUCAAAAUGACGUCAGUGAUCAUGACAUUCAAAUGGCCCUAAAUGACGAGAAUGGCUUGAAUUCAAAUUUGAGCCAUGAUUCAAUUGAAGGUGAUGAACCCAUUAUUGAUGAUGAAGCAAUAGCUAUUGCGUUACAGGAAAGGAAAAAAAGACAGCUUACUGAGAAAGGGUCUAUGCAGGGGUUGCAACUUGAUUCAGGUAAGUCACUUUCCCCUGUUAAUUUUUCAACAUCUGACAACUGUCCAACGGUGGUCCUGGUAUCCAGGCUUGCUGAGAGCCAUGAUUUGCUUAAGAUGGAACUGUAGGGAUCUUAACAACCCCUAUGCAAUUCGUGCUCUGAGAGAGCUUAUUAAAUCUAAAAGGCUGGAUAUUAUUUUUCCUUGUGAAACUGUUGUCCAUGCUAAUAAGUUAAGGAAAUAAAAGUUUGCAUUGGGUAUGAUGGGUGUUUUUGCGUUCACCAUAACGACCGUAGCAGUGGUCUUACAGUUUUAUGGAAAUUAAAUUCUCUAAUCUCAAUUUCUAGUUAUUCUAAUAAUUUUGUUGAUAUGGUUGUUCUAGUGCUAAUAAUGUUGAUUGGCAUC